GGCAGUACCCAGGCAGUCAGCUGGAACUCGGCGUUGUUUUCACUUGUCCACGUAACGCUGCUAAUGCUAACGCUAACGAAGUUCCUCACCUCGACUGCCUCGUUAUAACGCCGUGAUACGGUUAUUUACCUGGUCUCAAACAGUGCGGAAUCACAGGACUCCGGUAUUUCCCUUGUAACUUUUGUAACGCGAGACUUCCGGGAAGGCGCAACAAUGUUGCCUCGCACUUUUGGUGGAUAAUGAAGAGGCUGAAAGCUGCGCUAUUCUGCCUGAGCGUCGUGCUGCUGUAUUACUGGUAUCCUGUUCAUCAUGCCCUCUGCUCAGAGCAGAAUCAACUCGGCCUACAGAAUCAGCCGCAGGCCCCAUCAGACAUCCCAGAUCAGCAGGAUGAGUCCGAGGAGAACAGAGAGGAGGACAAGGAUCUGCUUCAGGAUCCUCCUGCAGGUCACACUGUAGAACAUCAGACACAGACAGACACAACAGACAAGCCACAGACUCAGGAAACUUCACUGCAAGACGAUGUCGAUAAGGAUUUUCAGGUGGACGAGGCCCCAGCGGAGGCAGCGAUACCUGAGCCUGACCCAGAGUCUUCCGUUCCCCCAGAGGAUGAAGCUGGCUCUCCGAACACCCCCGUCUCCAUCCUUCCUGCUGCAUCUGUAACUGAAAGCCAGAGUGUUUAUGUCUCUGAGGACCUGUCCUUCCCUGCUACUGUCUCACCUGCACCAAGUGCAUGCAGUGAUGGUGAUGACUCCUGCUCUUCCUCUCCUGUCAGUCCUGUCUCCCCCACUGCUGCCUGUGAUGCAGAAGAAAACCCUUCAUAUGAUGCAGACUUUAACAGCCUUCCCCUGGUUUUGGAGAAUGGCAGCACUCCUGAAACUGGAAAGAGUACAAAGGCAGGCAUAGGCCGGGCGAGCCAGGGAACCAAUGCCUCCAGCAUGCUGAAAGAAAAGAUUGCUCCAGAUUCAACAGAAACAGGUGCAGCUCUUCCCACCAAUAAUGCAGAUGACAUUCCUACAUUUGACGAGUGGAAGAAGAAAAUGAUGGAGGUGGAAAAUGAAAAAAGUCAGACCACACACACAUCCUGUAAUGGGGGCUCUAGCACUGUUAAGAAAGUGCAGAAAACUACCAACUACGCCUCUGUGGAAUGUGGAGCUAAGAUCCUGGCUUCCAAUCCUGAAGCAAAGAGCACUUCUGCCAUCCUGAUGGAGAAUGUAGAUGUUUACAUGCUGAACCCUUGCAGCAAUAAGAUAUGGUUUGUCAUUGAGUUGUGUCAGCCCAUUCAGGUGAAGCAGCUGGACAUUGCCAAUUUUGAGCUCUUCUCCUCGACCCCCAAAGACUUUCUAGUCUCAAUCAGUGACAGAUAUCCAACCAAUAAAUGGUCCAAGCUUGGGACCUUUCAUGCCAGGGAUGAGCGCACGGUCCAGAGUUUUCCACUGGACGAGCAUUUAUAUGCUAAAUAUGUCAAGAUGUUCACGAAGUACAUUAAGGUGGAGCUGUUGUCACAUUUUGGGUCUGAGCAUUUCUGUCCUCUCAGUCUGCUCAGGGUUUUUGGCACAAGUAUGAUGGAGGAGUAUGAGCUGAAUUCUGAUCCCUCUGAGAGACUCCUCAUUGAGGACGAUGAUUAUCCUCCUGGAUAUGUUCUGUCAGAUGACGAAUCUUCAAAGAAUCUGAUUGGGUCUGCCAAAGAUGCAAUUCUUAACAUGGUGAACAACAUUGCUGCUAACGUGUUGGGUGGAAAUCCAGAAGAUGGAGGUCAGGGUGGAGGCAACUAUUCCUCCUUGCCUAUCAAUCUGACUGAGACAUCAGGAACUCCAGGUCAGACAGUCUCCCUGACCUCAUCCAAGAUUCUGAUGGAAAGUUUGGAAACAGACCAGCACGAAUUAAAAAAGAUCACUGAGACCCACUCCAUGACAGAGGGUAUAGACUCAGGUCCGAUAGCUCCUGUACCCACAGCUUCUCUCUCAGACACUGAAACACUGUCAGCUCCAGAGCCUGUUGGGACAACACCAGUCAAAGAAGAUCAGAUUGUUACUUUGCUACCUGCAGAUGAGUUGGAUGAGUCUGACAAGUCCUCCAGCUCUAUAACACAGAAGGCAGAAAAGAAGAGGGAGAAACCUCCACAGGAUCUGCAGUACUCAGCGUUGAAGGAGUACGCAGGGAAUUUCGGGGAACACACUCCUGACUCCUGUUUUCGGGUUGUUUCGCUUAAAGAAUACCUCCUGCAAAGAUGCAUUCCCCUUCCAGUUCAUCAGAAAAAGAAGACAAAAUCUCAAGAAUCACAUUCUCAACCCAUCACUUUACACAAAAUAGAAAGCUCAGUCCCAGUCAUAAUCUCAUCAUCCCUGAUGCAAGAGCUCCACACCUGGACUGUGGAGACAACCUCUCCAAUGGAAGCUUCUGUUGUCGUCGUUUCAUCUUUUUCGGAGAGUGUACAUGGGCCUGAGCCUGGAUCUGUGGAUCUGGCACCAAGUCUUACUUCAGCUCUGGUGACACUUGCAUACACUGACACCUUUGCCUCUAAAGCCACUCAUGUUGUGGAUUUUCUGGACCCUUUGGUUGUUGAGAGUUCUGAUUUGAUGCUUAAUGAAAAGAGCAAAGAUAAACCAGUGGAGGACAAAAACACUCCCAUUCUCACCUGCAAUUUGGAACCGACAUCCACUCCAGAUUUAACUACUGAAACUCCUGUCCAGAUGUCUGUAUCUACAGUAGAGAAAUCUACCACUGAAAAGCACACCUUGACUUCUAGUUUGAUAACCAGCACCAUAGAGCAGGCAACAGAAACCCCUCUAUCAACCUCCACAGAUCAGUCCUUUGUCCAACCAACUAUAAGCAAGAGUGCAACUCCUGCUGUAACACUGGCAGCGGCCCCUGUAACGGAACCCUUACAGGAGGUUUCAGUUGUAGCAGAACCUAAAAGUGAGGAGCUGGGAGAAGAAGCUGCCCUUGGAGGCCACGGUGGUAACAUUCAAUCAGGAACAUAUACAAAUGGCCAGCCAUCUUCCAGUGACUUCUAUGCUGAAAUCCCAAGCUCCACUGAGGCACCAAUCCAUGGCUCCAACCAGAAGGAGUCAGUCUUCAUGAGGCUGAACAACCGGAUCAAAGCCCUGGAGAUGAACAUGUCGCUCAGUGGCCGUUACCUGGAACAGCUCAGUCAGAGAUAUCGAAAGCAGAUGGAGGAGAUGCAGAAGGCUUUCAACAAAACCAUAAUUAAACUCCAGAACACUUCAAGGAUGGCUGAAGAACAGGAUCAAAAACAGACAGAGUCUAUACAGGUGCUGCAGAGACAGCUGGAGAACGUGACUCAGCUCGUUCUUAACCUGUCACUGCAAGUGAGCCUGCUGCAGAGGGAGGUCUCUGACAGGCACAGCUACCUGCUGCUCUCUGUGGUCCUCGGCUUGCUCAUCUGCGUCGUCAUCUGCGUUAAGUACUGCCGCGUGUCAGAGGAGAAUCUCUCGACAGAACUGGACACAUCCAUACCUAACUCCUACAGCUACUGCUGCCCUGACAGAGAUUCCCCAGGUUAUGAAGACGUGACCCCAAAGAGAAGAGCAUCUUAUCCUUUUUCACAGUCCUCUCUGCAAAUUGCUGCUACUGAAGGUCCAAAUGAAGCAUAUAAUGUAGAAACUCUGAGGAAUUCUACCGGGACUAAAAAGAAAAAGCGUUGUAAAAUGAAAUCCGGCAGAAAGCCAGAGACAAUAACUCCAACACUAUCUGUCCCCAAUGGAGGACUGCAGUGUAACCAGCACUGUCCUCACAAUCAGGACUUAAAGCUGGCUCCUCAAAGCACCGUCCCUCCUCCCUUCUCCUUUAGAGACUCUCCAUCAGAGGGCAGCUCUGAAGACUCCUCCCAGUCAGAUGAGCCUUCCUACUGUGGUAUCGCCUCCUGCAGCCGCCUCUGUGAUCCUCUACCUGUUCCAAAGAGCCGUUCGAAAAAGAGGAACCGCUUAAAAAAGAGGAGCACGGUACUGGAGCAGCUUCUACAACCUGUGGAGUGUAAUGGCCCGCCGGUCGCAUCUAAAUUCACCCUAAAUGGCUUAAUCACAGGGUCCACAGAGCUGAGCACGAACAGGCCAGGAGUCCCACUGCUUCCUAGAAAGCAGUUUUGACUCACAAUGCUAACAAUAUCUAUAACCACUGCUGAUUGGUAGGUACUAGGUAAGCUACACUCGUAGCUUUAACUCCUGUGGUAAUUUGAUUAUUCUGUGGAUUCAGGAAAUAUGCUCACAGGGUUGUGGACACUGGGACAAUCACUGAUCAUCAUCUGCGCAGCAGAGAGGCAUCAUCUGAAGUCAAAAUCAUGACUAAAACAUGAUUUAAAAUGUCCUAAUACACUGCUGUUUUCAGACGAUAAAUCAUUUGCACAGUUUUUAAAUUGGUAAGGCUUGCUUAUGCUUUACAUAGUUUUUAAGUUUAAAAAUAAUUGUGACUCAAAAUCAGAUUGCAGAAUGCUGUUUUUAUUAUAAAAAAAACCAUCAG
Hemibagrus wyckioides is the source of this 4476-nucleotide messenger RNA. Its product is annotated as SUN domain-containing ossification factor-like. Bases 240 to 4106 code for a protein of 1288 amino acids. Gene Ontology annotation, cellular component: cytoplasm; membrane. Gene Ontology annotation, biological process: regulation of bone remodeling; protein folding in endoplasmic reticulum. The record is from RefSeq and is a predicted model, not a curated record. The transcript is spliced from 24 exons. Lineage: Eukaryota; Metazoa; Chordata; Actinopteri; Siluriformes; Bagridae.